Messenger RNA from Cyprinus carpio (common carp), 2496 nucleotides. RefSeq names its product endoplasmic reticulum chaperone BiP-like. The record is from RefSeq and is a predicted model, not a curated record. Gene Ontology annotation, biological process: protein refolding; cellular response to unfolded protein; endoplasmic reticulum unfolded protein response. Gene Ontology annotation, molecular function: ATP hydrolysis activity; misfolded protein binding; ATP-dependent protein folding chaperone. Gene Ontology annotation, cellular component: membrane; endoplasmic reticulum lumen; endoplasmic reticulum chaperone complex. Lineage: Eukaryota; Metazoa; Chordata; Actinopteri; Cypriniformes; Cyprinidae.
GCAGUGUCGGCUUAUAAACAGGCGAGCGCAGCGCUAUGAGUUACAGUCGAGACUCAGAGAACACACGAGAAACACAGAGAGGAGAGAAAAAGACAGACAGCAUCCACACUCUUCAAAUAGAGCUUAUCACUACACUUAUCAGUAGUCUUUAUAGAAAUCGGAGACCAUUUGACACGAGAUCAACAUCAAGAUGAGAUUGCUCUGCGUGUUCCUGCUGGUGGCCGGCAGCGUUUUUGCCGAAGAGGACGACAAGAAGGAUAGUGUCGGGACCGUGAUUGGAAUAGACCUCGGGACGACCUACUCCUGUGUUGGAGUGUUCAAGAACGGCCGUGUCGAGAUCAUCGCUAAUGACCAGGGAAACCGCAUCACUCCGUCAUACGUGGCCUUCACCACCGAAGGUGAGCGUCUCAUCGGAGAUGCUGCGAAGAACCAGCUGACCUCCAACCCAGAGAACACCGUCUUUGAUGCCAAGAGGUUGAUCGGACGCACGUGGGGCGACUCGUCCGUGCAACAGGACAUUAAAUACUUUCCCUUUAAGGUUAUUGAGAAGAAGAACAAGCCUCACAUCCAGCUGGACAUCGGAUCAGGUCAGAUGAAGACUUUCGCCCCUGAGGAAAUCUCUGCUAUGGUUCUGACUAAAAUGAAGGAAACUGCAGAGGCUUACCUUGGAAAGAAGGUCACACAUGCUGUGGUCACUGUGCCCGCUUAUUUCAAUGAUGCCCAGCGCCAGGCCACCAAAGAUGCAGGAACCAUCGCCGGUCUGAACGUCAUGAGGAUCAUCAAUGAGCCAACCGCAGAUGGUAUGGACAAGAGGGAUGGUGAGAAGAACAUCCUGGUGUUUGAUCUUGGUGGCGGCACCUUCGACGUUUCCCUGCUGACCAUCGAUAACGGCGUCUUCGAGGUGGUGGCCACCAACGGAGACACUCACCUCGGCGGCGAAGACUUCGAUCAGCGUGUCAUGGAGCACUUCAUCAAGCUAUACAAGAAGAAAACCGGCAAGGAUGUGCGCAAGGACAACCGCGCCGUGCAGAAGCUGCGUCGUGAGGUGGAGAAGGCCAAGAGAGCGCUGUCCGCCCAGCACCAGGCCCGCAUCGAGAUCGAGUCCUUCUUCGAGGGUGAAGACUUCUCCGAGACGCUGACUCGCGCCAAGUUUGAGGAGCUCAACAUGGACUUGUUCCGCUCCACCAUGAAACCAGUGCAGAAGGUUCUGGAAGACUCUGACCUGAAGAAGACUGACAUUGACGAGAUCGUCCUGGUCGGUGGCUCCACUCGUAUUCCCAAGAUCCAGCAGCUGGUGAAGGAGUUCUUCAACGGCAAGGAGCCGUCCAGAGGAAUCAACCCGGAUGAGGCCGUGGCUUACGGAGCCGCCGUCCAGGCUGGAGUCCUGUCAGGAGAAGAGGACACUGGUGACCUGGUGCUUCUGGACGUUUGCCCUUUGACACUGGGCAUUGAGACGGUCGGAGGAGUGAUGACCAAACUCAUUCCCAGGAACACCGUUGUACCCACCAAGAAAUCCCAGAUCUUCUCCACCGCUUCUGACAACCAGCCAACUGUCACCAUCAAAGUUUAUGAAGGUGAGCGUCCGCUAACUAAAGAUAACCACCUUCUGGGCACCUUUGACCUGACCGGCAUCCCUCCGGCUCCCCGCGGCGUCCCUCAGAUCGAGGUCACCUUUGAGAUUGACGUCAACGGCAUCCUACGUGUCACCGCAGAGGAUAAGGGCACGGGCAACAAGAACAAGAUCACCAUCACCAAUGACCAGAACCGACUGACCCCUGAGGACAUUGAGCGCAUGGUGAACGAGGCUGAACGCUUCGCCGAUGAGGACAAGAAGCUGAAGGAGCGCAUCGACGCCCGCAACGAGCUGGAGAGCUACGCCUACUCCCUGAAGAACCAGAUCGGGGAUAAGGAAAAGCUGGGUGGCAAACUGUCGUCCGAGGACAAAGAGACCAUCGAGAAGGCAGUCGAGGAGAAGAUAGAGUGGCUGGAGUCUCACCAGGAAGCAGACCUCGAGGACUUCCAGGCCAAGAAGAAGGAGCUGGAGGAAAUUGUACAGCCCAUCGUAAGCAAGCUGUACGGUAGCGCGGGCGGCCCGCCACCGGAGGAGGGUGAGGAUCAGGGUGACAAGGACGAGUUGUAGAUCGUCUGGACUCUGUUUUCAGUCGCGUUGGCGCCCUCACCUCUCUAGGUGUACAUAUUGAACACGAUGGACAUUUUGUACGAGGCUGGGUGAACGUAAAGCCUCGAAUCUCUUCGGGAAAGACUUGAGGGAAGCGUUAGAGUUGCGUUUGUUGUCUUAUUUUCUCUUCACUCCGGUGGAGAUUUUGUCAGCCUGGUUUGAGGCUCGAUGCUGCUGUUCUCAGGCAGUUCUGUGAGGGGGGGUGCUCGGGGUCAGGGGUUACUGGAUGGAUGUCAUGUCACAUGCUCAAAGUUAUUUAUUGAAAUCUGGCAAUUGUAGAAGACAUUUCUACCACAAUUACAAAAUAAAAGUUUGUA